Ictidomys tridecemlineatus (thirteen-lined ground squirrel) is the source of this 14017-nucleotide messenger RNA. The record is from RefSeq and is a predicted model, not a curated record. NCBI's taxonomy places the organism in Eukaryota, Metazoa, Chordata, Mammalia, Rodentia, Sciuridae.
UCCUUCCUUGUUUGGAGCCAGUGAUAGGUGGCAGUUCUCUUGGCCACUGCCUGGCCAGCGGACCCUGAUGAGCUGUCAACCCUGCAGCCUGUGACUCCCCCUGCAGUACUUGUGCCUCCUGGGCCCCCCGCGCCACCCAUCCAAGGAUAUGCCUUCAAGCCUCCACCUCGACCUGACUUUGGGACCUCGGGAAGAACAAUCAAACUACAGGCCAACUUCUUCGAAAUGGACAUCCCCAAAAUUGACAUCUAUCACUACGAAUUGGAUAUCAAGCCAGAGAAGUGUCCAAGGAGAGUUAACAGGGAAAUAGUGGAACAUAUGGUCCAGCACUUUAAAACACAGAUCUUUGGGGAUCGGAAGCCAGUGUUUGAUGGAAGGAAGAAUCUUUACACAGCUAUGCCCCUUCCAAUUGGGAGGGAUAAGGUGGAGCUGGAGGUCACACUGCCCGGAGAAGGCAAAGAUCGAAUCUUCAAGGUGUCCAUCAAGUGGGUGUCCUGUGUGAGCCUGCAGGCCUUGCAUGACGCACUUUCAGGGCGUCUGCCCAGUGUCCCUUUUGAGACGAUCCAGGCCCUGGAUGUGGUCAUGAGGCAUCUGCCAUCCAUGAGGUACACCCCCGUGGGUCGCUCUUUUUUCACUGCCUCUGAGGGCUGCUCCAAUCCUCUUGGUGGGGGCCGAGAAGUGUGGUUUGGCUUCCAUCAAUCCGUCCGACCUUCUCUUUGGAAAAUGAUGCUGAAUAUAGAUGUGUCGGCCACAGCGUUUUACAAGGCACAGCCAGUAAUUGAGUUCGUUUGUGAAGUUUUGGAUUUUAAAAGUAUUGAAGAACAACAAAAACCUCUGACAGAUUCCCAAAGGGUAAAGUUUACCAAAGAAAUUAAAGGUCUAAAGGUGGAGAUAACGCACUGUGGGCAGAUGAAGAGGAAGUACCGCGUCUGCAACGUGACCAGGCGGCCUGCCAGCCACCAAACGUUCCCCCUACAGCAGGAGAGUGGGCAGACGGUGGAAUGCACAGUGGCCCAGUACUUCAAGGACAGGCACAAGCUGGUUCUGCGCUACCCCCACCUCCCGUGUUUACAAGUCGGACAGGAGCAGAAACACACCUACCUUCCCUUGGAGGUCUGUAACAUAGUAGCAGGACAGAGAUGUAUAAAAAAACUAACCGACAAUCAGACCUCAACUAUGAUCAGAGCGACUGCCCGGUCAGCGCCCGAUAGGCAAGAAGAGAUCAGCAAAUUGAUGCGAAGUGCAAGUUUCAACACAGACCCAUAUGUCCGUGAGUUUGGAAUCAUGGUGAAAGACGAGAUGACUGAUGUGACGGGGCGGGUCCUACAGCCACCCUCCAUCCUCUACGGAGGCCGGAACAAAGCAAUUGCCACCCCUGUCCAGGGUGUCUGGGAUAUGAGGAACAAGCAGUUCCACACAGGCAUCGAGAUCAAGGUGUGGGCCAUUGCCUGCUUCGCCCCCCAGCGCCAGUGCACGGAAGUCCAUCUUAAGUCCUUCACAGAGCAACUUCGAAAGAUCUCAAGAGAUGCUGGAAUGCCUAUCCAGGGCCAGCCGUGCUUCUGCAAAUAUGCCCAGGGGGCGGACAGUGUGGAGCCCAUGUUCCGGCACCUGAAGAAUACAUACGCUGGCCUGCAGCUGGUGGUGGUCAUCCUGCCUGGCAAGACCCCAGUCUAUGCUGAGGUCAAGCGCGUGGGCGACACAGUGCUUGGGAUGGCCACACAGUGCGUGCAGAUGAAAAACGUGCAGAGAACCACACCACAGACCCUGUCCAACCUCUGCCUGAAGAUCAAUGUCAAGCUGGGAGGCGUCAACAACAUCCUGCUGCCCCAGGGCAGGCCUCCAGUGUUCCAGCAGCCUGUGAUCUUUCUGGGAGCAGAUGUCACUCACCCACCUGCGGGGGACGGGAAGAAGCCUUCGAUUGCCGCAGUCGUGGGCAGCAUGGAUGCGCACCCCAACCGCUACUGCGCCACUGUGCGUGUGCAGCAGCACCGGCAAGAGAUCAUUCAGGACCUGGCGGCCAUGGUGCGUGAGCUGCUCAUCCAGUUCUACAAGUCCACACGCUUCAAACCCACCCGCAUCAUCUUCUACCGCGAUGGUGUCUCCGAAGGCCAGUUCCAGCAGGUCCUUCACCACGAGCUGCUGGCCAUCCGUGAGGCCUGUAUUAAGCUGGAAAAGGACUACCAGCCGGGGAUUACGUUCAUCGUGGUGCAGAAGAGGCACCACACACGGCUCUUCUGCACUGACAAGAACGAGCGGGUUGGGAAGAGUGGGAAUAUUCCAGCAGGCACAACUGUGGACACGAAGAUCACCCACCCAACGGAGUUUGACUUCUACCUGUGUAGUCAUGCCGGCAUCCAGGGGACAAGCAGGCCGUCCCACUACCAUGUCCUCUGGGAUGACAAUCGUUUCUCUUCUGACGAGCUGCAGAUUCUCACCUACCAGCUGUGUCACACCUACGUGCGCUGCACACGUUCUGUGUCCAUCCCAGCGCCAGCCUACUAUGCCCACCUGGUGGCCUUCCGGGCCAGGUACCACCUGGUAGACAAAGAACACGAUAGUGCUGAGGGGAGCCAUACCUCGGGGCAGAGCAACGGGCGAGACCACCAGGCCCUGGCCAAGGCGGUCCAGGUCCAUCAGGACACGCUGCGCACCAUGUACUUUGCUUGACGUGUCUAGUGUCCAGCGAUUGUGCAUCAAGUUGGAUUCACACGAGACCAGCCUCACUCAGACCAACAGACGCCCAGCCCUCCGUGACAGCCAGCAUCCAACAUGAGAGUCAUUGAUUUUAUCAGAUCUCCAUUUUCCAGAAUGCCUUCCGUCCCAGAUUUCAAACUUGGAUUUUGAACUGCAGACCUGUAUGAGACCCCACUGUCGUAGGAAAUAUGGUUUGCCAAAAUCUAUGAGCUGCUUAUUAAAAUAGAAUCCCGUGUUUCCUAAAAAUCCUAAAACCAGUCUAUGAACUCAGGGCUUUAAAACAUUUUUUAAUUUAUUUGGUCAUUCAAUUUACUUGUUUUUAACACAUAAUUCUCUAUGAAAUUGAUGGGCUCAAACUAGCUGUGAAUGUUCUGAGAGUGAAAGCAACACAAAACAUUGUGGUUUUAAAGCCUUGAACAUUCUGAUGUUGUCACUGAAGUUGAUUUCCAAGAGGCGUGGUGUGCUUGUGGCCUGGCUGCACAAGCUCAGCCCCAAGGGCAGGUGGCCGUGCACGGCAUCCACAGGUGUGUCUUGCUCUGCCAUUGCCUACCUCCCAUAGCGUGAGCCGAGGUACAGUGGCAGAAGGAGGGCCACGUGUGUUUACAGCAGUGACAUGUCCAGAGAGAUUGGCAGAUAAGUGCCAUUUUAAUAACAAUUUAUUUAAAAAGAGAAGAAAGACAAUAUACCGACAGUCUAAUCAUAAGAUUUGUCCUAUAGGACUGUGACGUUUAUUUUCCAAAGUUUCUAAAGAAUACGGGUCUGUGGUGAGAAAUACAGUACAAUCCUUUUUCACUGUUAUGUCUUUAAUGUAAGAGAAGAAUAUAUAUAUCUGGUUUGCAGUAUUAAUGUGAUAGGUAGAUGCUGUUUUCCUUUUGUUGACUACGGGGUGCUUCUUGUGACCUGUUUUGCAUAUCAGGAGGUUGGAGCCUGGAGACAGGCCACCUCUUGUGGCUCUUAGUGCUUAAGUACAGGAAUAUGCAACUGACUUUGUGUGACAGCCAUCUGCCCCCAGUGUGGACUGUGUGGCCUGUACCUCCGGGAGGGACGGCGUGUCCACCAGUCACUCGCCACCCUCCCUCUGCCUCCUCCCCAUGUGUUGCUCAGCCGAUGAAGCACAAAUGGAGUUUAUUUAUUCUUCCAUCGCUGGGAAACAAGUUCAUGUAUCAGAGUGCACUUCUCCCUGCGUGCAGUCUUGUUAGGCGAGUUUCAUAGGAUCUAUGCACUGAGACAGACGGAAAGCUGCUGCCGGUAGCUCUCUCCUGGCUGCAGUCAGGGCAGUGGAACCUGCCCUGAGAGGAUCGCCCAUGGAGAUGCCAGCAGAGGACACAGAACGCUCUGUGGGGAUUUGCAUCCAGGGCCCCAGAUGUGGGUUUGCCAAUCUAGAAACCAUUGCACUAAGAGUGACGCCACAGACAGCUUAAAGGUAACAGCAGAUGUGGCUAUUUGUGCUGAAUGGGCCUGUUGUCCUCGUGUGCAAUCUGAGAAUCAUGCCCAUGCUCCAUGUAGACCUUAAGGAAGGGGACAAGCCUCCCCUGUGCUGCUUUGUGCUCUGCAGGUUUCCCCUCUCCCUGCCGAUGUCCCUUCCCCAUCCCUAUGUGACGUUACCUCUGGCACUGCGGUGGAGUGAGGGUCCCAAAGGUGGUGCCUCGUGCUGAGGUAGGCACCCACCUGUUCCUGUCCUUCACUCCAGAGGUGGUAGGAGUGUUGGUGAGCCCCUGGCAGAGCAUCCUGACCCUGGGCCUGGGCUGGCGGCAGAGACAGGUGGCUGUGGUCGGUGAAGAUGAGUACUCAGUGGGGGGGUGUCUCUGUGUGCAUGUGGGUCUCUUACUUAGUCUUUUCUUGCUGUAUCUUUUUUUAAUCUUUUUAAGUGACAGCAGCCUCCGCUCUAAGAAGCACUACAGCUGCCUGUUGUCUUAUUGGCAAGUGGCACUUUUUCCUGCUUCCAGAAGGACACAGAUACACUGAGCUGAGCUCACCAGGCAUACUGAAGCUGAAGAGGGAAUGUUUGGGCUAGUAAAUUUUUAGAAUCUGAUAUUUAGUUUCAGCCAUUCUUAGAGCCAUUUGGAACCUUGUUUCCCAAAGGUGUUUCUCUACCCUCUGCAACAGGAUCUGGGUGUCAGAGAAGGGCAGGUCUGGUUAAAUGCAGAUUCUGAGCUGUCUACAAACAAACAACCUGAAUCAGGUUCUGGGGAGUGGCUGGGCAUCUGCAUUUUUUAAGGUAUCACUUGCCAGCUCUGGAGUAGCUGGGGAGGGGGAGGCCUUCUGAGGACGUCCUCCCAGGGCACCUGCAAGGAGGGCCUGCUCAGCAAAGCCAGGAGGUGUGAGCAAGUACAGGCUGGCAGGAAAUCAGACCUGGUUUGGUUUUGUUUUGUUGUAUUUUAGUUUAGUCUUGUUUUGAUCACUUUGAAGGAUAAGUUUUCUUUGAAGAAGGGUACUUUUUUAUAACCCUCUGCUUGUUUUGUAAAACUUUUAAAACUAAAAGCAUUAACAGACCAAAUGUCCCCAUUUGUCAGCUGCAUAUCUUGUACGUGUCAGAUGAUUCAGAAUUUAAAUGGCUGUAGUCACAAUUUCUCAGGUAAAUAAUUGUUUAAUAACCCCAUUAUCGGCAUAAGUUUUGAGGCAGCGCAGUAAGUAGCGUGAGUCCAACCCCGUUCACGUGGAAGCCAGGAGCGGUGCCCCUCCACCUCUGCCCACACUCGUGCCCAAGGAAGCUGGCUCCCAGGUGGCUCCUUGCCCCUGGGGCUCCUAUGCUUAUGUUCAAAUUUGAGGGCUGACCGCUCAGUCGCUGGCUUUGUCCCCACCCCACUGUUAAGUAAGGUGUGCCUUGCUUUAAGCAAACUGAAUGUGAAGAUGACAAUGUAGAAAUCUGGAUUCAUCUAAAAGGAAAACUGGGACUUAUCUCUUUAGAAGAGGCCUGCCAAUUAACAAUGAUUCCUCCUGGGACUCUUCCUAGUAUACUUUAAAACACUCACUUUUUAAAAACCAUUAGUGAACUCCCGUUUACCACUCUCUCUCAUGCUCAGCAGCUCCUCCCUGUGAUAGUAAGUGAUGCAAGGUCCAGGAGACCAUUUAAAGGAGAGCACCUGUGACAUUAGCAAAGAUACCAUCCUGUCACUUGGUGGUUGUGAGCUCAGAUUCCUUGCUCAGAAAAACUUUGUAUGACUGGGUGGGUGUGUCUGUGCUUUUAGAAAGGGGUCGCUUGCUCUUGGCCUGGGUUUCCUACGGAGGAGUCCGUGUACACACUUUCUGGCAUCCAUUCUAGGGUCUGCUUGGUCUUCUCCAUAUCACCAGGUGGCCCUGGCCGGAGGGUCCAAGCCUCCUGCUGCCUGCCCCCACCCCGCUCCCCAGGGCAGUCGUGGCUGCCCGCAGCGAGCAAGCUGGUGCUCCGGGCCCUGCUUGCCCCAUUGCUGAGUGCUCAUUAGAAAAAAACAUUGAGGUUCAGUUCCUGCAGCGGGAUUUGGGAUUGGGGGAGUUUUAUUGUUGUUGUAUGUUGUUUUUAUUGUUGUUAAAUGCAAAUAUUGCUAUUUAUUUUUUAUUUUUUUCCUUUCUGCUCUGGUUUGAUUUGGCUGAUGUGGGUAUUCCAGUGCAUGGUACCUGAUAUGGUAGAAAUGAUUUUCCCCAACUUUUAUAAAUGACCUAAUGUUUACCUUCAAGGUUGCUGGAUGAUUUUAUUUUUGAAAGCCACAAAUGUAGUUUUUCUGGAUGAAUUGUUUUUUUAAUAUAUGCAGCAGUGUGCUUUCACAUUGAUCUGCCGGGUGGUUUAAAUUUUAUUUUUACAAGGCAGUUUUUCAGUCAAAUUAUAUAUUUGAUACAAUAUGUCAAGGGCACACCAGCCAUGUGCCAUGCAGUGGGACACCAGAGGGUCAGGGGCCUCUGGGGGUUGGUGGCCGCUCCUGGCUGCCCAGGGUCGUGGUAGCACUCAGCUUGUUGCAGGGGCCCCGGGAACUGGGUGGGCCUUUCAGUGCGGCUCUGGUCUGGCAGGCAGGUCCAAGGGACUUCACGGGCAUUCUCCUGCACCUAUGGCAGCUCCAUUAGGAGGUGCUUUAGACGUUGACCUAAUUAGACAGUGGACAAUCCCAGUGGCCCCGACAAGCCAUAAGAAGCUCCCCUGUGACCUCUCUUUGACUCAUCUCUGUGCUCAUGAGAAAAGGAAUGUAUAAUAAGUAGAAACAGAUCCUCGUCAGUGUUCACAGGCCUCCCCUGCAGAAUGCACAUGUUUUAUUUAUACUUCAAGCCCUCCCUUCUCCAGCUGCCAUGCCAGCAGUCUCAUUGCUGUGACGUGUUUCCAUGUGGACAUAGUGCACAUGUGACUCUGUCACGGGGGGUGUCCCUGUUACAUGCAUGUUGACGCUUUUGUAAGGAAAAUUUUUCAGCUCAAGUAAUUGCACUGAUUUUUUGACAACUUCUUUUUAUUGUGUCCAACUUUGCAUCUGCUGUACUUGUUUGAAAUGAUUGUAAAUAGACUCGUAGUAGCAGAAAUGAUGUGAAGACAGGAUGGACGCUGCUUGGCUUCACGUCUCAGUGUUGUGUGUUAGGGUGGUGCAGACUGGCCUCUGCCCUGCUUCCUGCUCGUUAGCCUCGUGUCUUGACCAUUCACAAAGGACAGACAAGCCUCCUUUUCUCGUGUCUCUGACAGGAAGUUUCCGUCUGCUUUCCUGAUGGCUGCAGAGUCAAACUCAAGAGGACUGACUGUAAACCUUUGGGACACUUCUUGGUCUGUUCAGUUUUUUGUUGUUUGUCAUGGCUCCCCAAAGUACUUCCUUGUUGUUCCAUCCAGCCAUUGACAGUUUGGGCAGAAGCAUCUGCAUGGCCCAUAUUAGCAGACCACGGGGGCCUCUCUUGCAUCUCUUUGGCCAGCUGUCUGUUUAAAGCCACAAGGUCACUGUCAUGUCAGACUGUCAUUUGUGGCUGUAUCCAUUAAUGCCAGAGAGACCCGAAGCCCAGUGCUUGCUCGUACAUUGUGUUCUGCUGGAUGCAAGGGACAUGUUCCAGCCGCCAUGUAUAACUGUGUCUGUGGUCAGGCUUCCCAGUAUCAGAUACAGAAAGGAGCUUUCAAACCCAAACAGGUCGUGCGUGUGCGUGCGUGUGUGUGUGUGUGUGUGUGUGUGUGUGUGUGUGUGUGUGUGUGUGUGACAUCAGUGCCAUCAUGUUGCUUCUGUGGAUGUGUCCUGCCAUUUUAUUGUCUCAAGUGAAUGUAUUGGCUUAGCCAAGUCACUAACAGAAGGUGGUUUCUAAAUACCUUUUAGUUAAAACAGAUACAGAUAAAAAGCUACCUCUGAAAUCUCAGUAGAUUCUUAUUUGCUCUUAAGUGUAGCUAUCCACACUGAAAAUAGCCAAAAUGUUGCCUGAGUAAACUGAAUUUGGAACAUCUCUCUGUUCAGUUCUGGCUUGAAAAUGUGUGUGCCAUACUGUGACCGGGGCAGCAGCCCCCCAUCCUCUGUUGUGGCAGUGGACCAGGGACUUCUUAGCGCUGUCCAGCUGCGAGGGUCUAGUGCUCUGGGAGGCCAGGUGUAAAGGGAAUGAAGGGCUUCCAUGCGCAGUUGGAGUGCCUUCUGCCAGGCCGUGAGGAGCACCGUGCAGGGCACGCGCGAUGGAGCCGGGGGUGCUCUGUCCUGCCUCCUGUGCUUUCCUGUUGAAGGGAAGCAGCCCCUGUUUUUUCUGCUUGCUUAUAAAUGGGUAAACAAUGGCUUCCCCCGCCUGCUCUCCUCUCCAGUCUCACUCUCUAAAGUCACCAAGGUGCUUUAACACCGGCUCUCUUUUAAGAGACACUUUUGAGAUAGUUGCAGAGUUUCAAAAGAGGGCAGGAUCCUGAAUUUCUGUCACUCCCCAUUUAUAAAGGAACUAAGGGUUAAGAAUAAAAUGAUCUGUUCCAACCCAGGGUCCUUUGAGAAGACCAUAGCUCCAGAGGAAGGUCCUGCCGCCCACCCUGGGGAUUAUAACAUGCUGUCUUGCAGGAAGUCUGGCUCCAGAGCACCAGUUCCUCUGAGUAGCCCCCAAGUGAGGACCCACUCUGCUCUCAGCAGUGUCGUCCCCACGCCCUGCACUGUGGGUCUGUCGCGUCCCUGGCCUGCCCCGCUUCUUUCUCUAGGUUCCUCAUGGUCUCUGGUCUUGGAGCUUUGCAGUCACUCCAAAGCCCCUCCUCCAUUGGUUGGAUUUGGAAUUCUUGAGGGACAGGUGACAGGUUCACCACUGUGGGUCUGGUGUGGAGAUGGCUCUGUGCUUCCUGUGGCUUUGGCCCUGAGUGGCCUGAUACAUCAUUCCCUGGAGAAGCUGCCUGUAACACUGUGGUUGGGGUGGGAUGGGGUUCGGGCCAUCUGGGGUGCUUCGAUUCUGAAAGAGCUAAGUGUCCUUCACAGUCUAAGAAUGUUUGGGUCCUGCCCUCACACUGUUCUCUAUCCCGGGAAGCAUGGGUGUUUAGGUUGGGUGCCAGUGACGUCCCUGACUGGCCUCCUUGGCUGCUUGACUCCUCUGUGUUGGCCUUGGGUUUUUAGCCAGAGUCCAGUGCAGGGCAUUUGAGAGAAAUGCACAGCCCCAGCCCCUGCUGCACUUGGAUCUGUCUGCCUGCCUCUGCUCGUGACUCCAGGAGACAGGUGGCUUCUCCCACUCCAGGUGUGGGGGAAAGCUUAUUCUGAAGGAAGGCACUGAGGACCACUGGUGCUUUUGCUGAGACUUUUCUUAUUGGUUACGGUGAGAAAUUCAGAUAUGUUAGGUCUCCAGAGCCCUUGGUGGUGUGACUGGGGGUUAAAUCCUCACAUUGUCCCUCUCCCUUUUAGUGGGGGCAGUGAAAGGAGGCUAGAUUAUCUCCCAUUUAAAACCUCCUUGGAUUUAGAUAGUUCUGAGUUAAAGCUGAAACACCAAAUAUUAACUCUUCUCAUUCUUUCCGUAAUUUCAAGGUCCUUAAAACCAGUGAGUUGAACCCAAGAACACCUGCGCCACCCAUUGGCAGCAGGCAGGGGUGUGAUGCAGGCUGCCCUGCAGAGCCAGCUGUGUGCACAGGACCAAGGCUCCUUGGCACCUGGGAGAUUGUGAGAACAGUCUGAAGGGCGGAGUGGGGCAGGACCCCACCCAAGAGGCAGGUGGCCCCAGGUCUUCCUCCCGUCUCUACCCGGGUCUGGAAACUCAGCCCCAGACUCUGUGCCUUUGAAGUCUGGUUCUCAGUGUCCUUUUGGAGUGGUGUUGGGGCUGUGUUUGUAGUGGGAGCAAGCCUGAGCCAUCUGACAAGUCAGCUACUGCGCUGCCACCCUCAGCCCCAGGCUACAACCUGAUGUGGGCUGGCUACCACUGCAGGUGGCCCACGGGUGCUGCUGGUGCCAUCCCAUCCCCAGCGUCUCCCCUGCCCUGAGGAGCAUACUUCUGCUGCGGUUUUAGGAGACUGGUGUGACCACCUCUUAGUCAGGCCUUGACCGUGACCAUCAGCAAAGCCUGAUGGUUUUGUUCCCUUAGUGACUCAGCAAGAAUGUCUGUUUGUAAUGGAAGCAGAUGGUUGAAACAGGAGUUGGAAUCAUGUGUUUGUGAAUGUGUGUGACGUCCUCAGACGUAAGGUGCUCUUCAGUCCUUCUGUUCUUGUUGUUGCUGUUUUGUGACUUUCGGGGACACCAUUUACUUGGGCCUGGUGUCACCUGAGCUGUGCACAGAGGGCUCCGCUUCCACGAGCAGUUUCAUCUCUAGCUUUUCCAAGCCAGGUAUUGAGCAGCUUCUUGGUCAGUGGUCUGAUUGAAAACCACCCGUCCCUGUCAAGGGAUGACCUUGUGGGUUUUGGUUGGAGACAGAAUCCAUCGUGUUUAUUUUUUAAAUAUAUGGAAAAGGCCUUUCCCUUGGCAGAGUCACUGGCUGCAGAGAGGGUGAUUCAUUAACAAUUCUGGUUCCUCUUCAAAGCCAAAUAGACCCAUGUGACUAAGAUUCUAAAGUAUGUAGUUUAGCAUUCAACUGAAAUUCAAGUCCUGAGUUUGAUAGUGGAUUUUAAUAGUUGUUAAAGGUAUGAAUUCAUGUUUUAUAACUGUAGAGGCAAGUGAGUUUUUUAUUUUUAAAAAAGUUUUAAGAGAAUAAUUGUAAGUUUCUGUGCAGCAAAGUGGCUAAGAGCUCAUUAAAUAUAAGCAGAGAAUGUAGUAUCUAAAUCCAGAUUUUCCUUACCUCCGGUACACUUCAAGAUCACUUGCCUAAUAUGUAUUGAGGGGCUUUAGCCCUUAGUUUUAUCAAUUUUUCUAGUUUUAUUUUAUUUUUAUAAAAUAAUUGAAAAAGAACCAAAAAUGAAUUCAAAAGUCCCAUAAUGGAUCUUGCCCCUUCUUAAUUUUACCCAAUAGUAACACAUUAUAGAAGACAUUUUGAAUCAAAAUGUAUUAUGACCAUUUGAAGUUUACUGUUUUCUAAGAAAUCGAGCAGCUAAAGGGCCUCACUUCAGGUAGUACUCCAUGUAUUGUCCUGGACUCGGUCGUCCCUGCACGGUGGAUCUGCGUGAACAUGUCUUGUGCUUGCAAUAUGGAAACCAUGCAGUGCUGUUUUGUAAAUUGACAGUUCCUGUAUAAACACCAUUAUUUAUAUACGUCGGCCUCUCUGUAUAAUUUUUCAUUUGCUACAUGGAUUGUAUAAUUAAUUAUAAAAUUAUAGUACCUGCUAAAUCCAGUCUGAGGCUUCAUGUCAUUAUCUUUGGUUUGAUACCAUUCUGUGUGUCAUGAGGGUGUCCAGUGUUUGCGUGAUGCUAGGCGGUAAUGCCACUUUAAAUUAAGCCUUAAUUAGAUACUAAAUUUGUGAGAUUCAGAGUAUGCAAAAAUGAUAGGCAGAGUGAGUUUAAACUGUUCCAAUCAAUACACUAUAUCAUAAAUAAACAAAUGUUUUUCUCUGAAGUUAAAAAGGGAAGCAUCUAGUAAUUACCGCCCUCCCCACCCCACCCUAGCCCAUCCCUGCAUUCUCUCUGGUCUGGCUUAGCUAUUGCCCUUGUUUGAUGAAAAUGGACCGUUGUUCAUUUCUGUGGCAGUCAGUCCAAAAGACCUGUUCUGAAAGUCUAGAGACUUUUUCAGGGUUGUUUUUUAAAUGUUUGAUUUUUUUUUCCCCUCCAGUCUGAGAUUUAUUUAUACUACUGGAGAGUACGAUUUGGGUGUAGGUCUUACUUGCAAACCUGCUCAUGUUCUAUAAGCUUUCUUCAGGUAGUGCCACCUGUCAUUGCUUCUGCAUAUGAUUGAGACGGAUUUAUGUUUUGUAAAAGCAUCUUCAGUUUAGAGAUAAAAUAGAGGGGACCCAGCUUUCUUUACAAUGUGGAUCUACCUCAGUUAAACAGUUGGGUGCUAUUACUAAGUCUGUCAAAUUAAAUUGGAAAAAGUAACCAAACAGUGAGAUGUUGACUCCACAUGAAACUUGAAAUCACAGUUUCCGUUUUUUUAAUAAUAUUUUUUAUUUAUUUUGUGCCUUUUAUGUUGAACCUUAAUGCAUUUGAAAAAUCAGUAUAGAAUUACAUUGCAGAUGGGGAGAAGAGCCCAAUUGGCCAUGGAAUUUGAUAGAUUCCCAGCCAACUGCUGCAGUACAUCAGAAUCCCAACUACCCUCUUGUGGAAGGGGAAAAAAUUAUGUCUAAAAGCAAAUUUACCUUUUAAAAAAAUCCAAAUUCUUCUAUGCAUAUAUUUAAAGCUAUCACUUCAUUUUCUGUGCCAAUGAAGGGGCGGCCAAAAAAAAAAAAUCAUAAGUACUUUCUUCAUCGCUGUGUAGCCAUUCAUGCCCCUCUUCCUCUGGCAAAUUCCCUAAGAGCUUCUUCAUGAGCAGCAGACGGACUGCUGCUGGUCCAUCUCCUGGCCCACCCAGUGCAGGUGCUGAUGACCAGGAGCAGAGGAAGGGUGGGCUCAUGGCUGUCUGGAGGCAGGUUUCCAAAGUUAGGAAGGCUUCCUGAAGAGUAAGAAAAUCAGAUAGGAGAUCGAUGACUUUCCACUUUUAUAUUUGGCAGUUUACAAUUCUAGACUUUUCCUACUAUGGCAAUCUUUUUUAAUUCUUUGGAGGUAACACACUAUUUUGGAGUCUUAAGAAUUUGAUUUUAUAACAAUAAGAAAUAAAAGUUAGGGAUCUUUCCUGUAGUAUAUAGUUUUACUAUUUUAAGGAGAUCUCUGAAUUUUACAAGAGAACCAACAUUCCUUAGUGGCAAAACUUUGAAAGUUGAUUUGGGAGGCUUUUUGCUGUAGGACCUCAAAAAAAAAAAAAAAAAGAUGAUAAUUCUAGUUUAAAUGUUUUUUAAUUUUUUAACUUCCAUCAGGUUGAUACAUAAGCUAUAUUUUAUAAAGAGUAAAUCAUCCUUUAGUAUGCUGCAUAUAAAGAUCAGAGUUGUUGCACUUUCUCUAAUAAUAAAUGCCCUACAAUUGGCUCGCCAGGAAGCAUUUUGUUUUCCCCUAACAAGAGUACUUGGGGGUGGGGUGGGGGGUGAUUAAAAUCUAUAUAGGUACCUCAAGAAAAAGAACCUGCAUAUGCUGCAUUUUGUUUCUUUAGCUUUUACAUGUAGCAUUUUGUCUUGCUUUGGUUAUUUUGUUUAGAUAUAUGCUUUUUGGACCCCAAUAGACUGUUGAAAGAAAAUUCAAAGUUUCUCUUGUCGAGGUAUAGUAUCCUUUUUUAACGUACUGCAAUGUCUGAUUCAGAGGUUGCCCUGCAUUAGAGUACCGUACCCAGACACUCCUGAGGAAAGGGUGCGACGUUCAUGGCAGACAGCAAUGUGGCGGAUCCUUUCUGUUCAUGCUGCUCUCGAAUCCCUUCUCCAUGUCAUCAGAGGCUGGAGACCUUAUUUCUAAGCUCAAAGUUGAAAACCAUGGCAUUUUAGUUUUUCAACACAGACCUCAUAGAGUCAUUGCCAUUGGGCAAGUGCGUGACCCUACAGUGCUGCUGGUGGCAGCAGCUGGUCGGCCUGGCCUCCGAGGAGCCAGCCUGCGCCUUUCUUCAUUCCCCUGCACUCACCCCAGGCUGAACUGGUGGGGGUGGUCUGGAUGGACAAGACAAACUGGUGAAGAAAGCUAAAUGCUGAGACACUGAGCACCUGUUGUGUUUAAGCUUAGCUGGGUCCUUUCAAGUUUGUUUUUACAGCUUACUAGGUUAAGUAGUUUGCACUAUUUUUGCAAUAAAUUCAUGGAAAAACCUAACAGUUACUUGUUUUGUUUCUUACUGUGUGUAUAUAAACUAAUAUUAAAAGUUUGGCAUAGUGUUUUUUCACCUCCUUACAUAACCCCUAACAUGCACAGAAUGCUGUAAAUCUGAUAAAAUAUGAUGUGAAUGAUAUUUUAUAAAGUUAUUUUGUAUGGUGUCGAUUUUGUUUUGCCUCAUAGUAUGUCAGCAAAAAUUAAAUAAAAUUCCUCGUAUUUACA